AUGCGGGCUCCAUGGACGUCUGUUUUUGCGUGGAAUAUGCUACAGCCAGCAGUCGCGACCGCAGAUACUUUUAUGAAAGAUAUCGCGGCAACAAACAUACCGAGCUUCGUGCUGGAAUAUGCGCCUCUUGUAUGGCUGCAUAGCCAAGAUGCGUACAUGCCCUCCGACAUUGGACAGCAACUUGUACAUACUACGCCAAUGGUUGACCAUAAACCGAUCCAAGGGGUCCAGUCACCCUUGACUCUUGAUAACCUCGACAGCUUGAACAGUCUGGGCAACACAAGCGUUUACUUGACAUCCCAGGAAGGUAUCAACGCUUCCCCGCAGCCAGCGUGGUUCAAGGGCACCGCUCCAGAUCAACAGGGCAAGACGAACGGCGCAGUCUCCUCAACGAUUAUUAUUCGUGAUCACAACAAUGGGACGGUGGAUGCCUUUUACUUUUACUUCUAUGCGUAUAACGAAGGAAACACUGUCCUCGGUAUGGAAUUCGGUGAUCACGUCGGGGACUGGGAGCACAAUAUGAUCCGAUUUUCGAAUGGGAGCCCCCAAGCGAUUUGGUAUAGUCAGCAUGCUGGAGGACAAGCCUUCACGUACGACGCAACUGAGAAACAAGACAAGCGGCCAUAUGCAUACUCGGCAAAAGGCACGCACGCUGUUUACGUUAUGGCGGGCGAUCAUGACCAUACGAUUCCUCAUCUCAAUCUCCCCGCCGGAUUUGUUGUUGACCAUACUGACCGCGGGUUGUUGUGGGAUCCCAUACUGAGCGCCUAUGCAUACAGCUAUGAUGCCGACAGCGGGACCUUUCGGCCUUAUGACCCCAGCUACCCUGUUAACUGGUUGGACUUCAACGGUCAGUGGGGAGAUGAUGCAUUGCCGGGUGGGCCUGAGCUAUUUGGUCAGAAGAAGUACAGCGGGGGACCAAAUGGACCGAAAUUCAAGAAUCUUGUUCGUGACCAAGUGUGUUCAGACAACCCAUGCAUUGUUCUCCCAUUUCGAGUGUGGAGAACAGCAUCGGCAGAGCAAGAGUGA
This is a messenger RNA of Aspergillus viridinutans, 1029 nucleotides long. RefSeq lists its product as uncharacterized. Lineage: Eukaryota; Fungi; Ascomycota; Eurotiomycetes; Eurotiales; Aspergillaceae. Bases 1 to 1029 code for a protein of 342 amino acids. The record is from RefSeq and is a predicted model, not a curated record. The transcript has 5 exons.